This is a messenger RNA of Trifolium pratense (red clover), 3644 nucleotides long. RefSeq names its product disease resistance protein RPV1-like. Gene Ontology annotation, molecular function: protein binding; ADP binding. The record is from RefSeq and is a predicted model, not a curated record. The coding region runs from base 1 to 3402 and encodes 1133 amino acids. Gene Ontology annotation, biological process: defense response; signal transduction. NCBI's taxonomy places the organism in Eukaryota, Viridiplantae, Streptophyta, Magnoliopsida, Fabales, Fabaceae. The transcript is spliced from 7 exons.
AUGAAUUUCUGUGAUAAGCUAUUUGACACGAUAUAUAUAUAUGAUGUAUUUAUCAGUUUUAGAGGUUCUGACACUCGCAAUGGCUUUGUCGGCCAUCUCUACGGUCAUCUAGUUAGAAAAGGUCUUAUCGUUUUCAAAGAUGACAUAGAACUUCGGAGAGGAGAAUAUAUUGCACCCCAACUUUUGCAAGCAAUUAAAGAUUCACGAGUUUCUAUCGUUGUCUUCUCGAAAGAUUAUGCUUCCUCAACUUGGUGUUUGGAUGAAAUGACUACCAUUGAUGAAUGCCGUGCUGAACUAAGACAGACUGUUUUCCCUAUUUUCUAUGAUGUUGAUCCAUCUCAUGUCCGAAAACAAAAUGGAGUGUAUGAGAAUGCCUUUGUUGUACACACUGAGUCAUUCAAACAUGAGCCACACAGAGUUGAUGGGUGGAAGAAAGCUAUGACCUAUUUGGCUGGAUUAGGUGGCACAGAUGUCAGGAAUAAGCCAGAAUUUGAAAUGAUUGAAACAAUUGUUCAGGAUGUAACAAACACAUUGAAUCCGAAAUUGUCAGGGUGUUAUGAUCAUCUUAUUGGAGUAAGACCUUGUGUCGAAGCAUUAGAAAGACUUUUAAACUUAAAGUCAGAGGACAAUGCUUUUCGGGUUUUAGGAAUACGGGGGAUGGAUGGCAUAGGAAAGACAACUCUUGCAAAUGUCUUGUAUGAUACAAUCGCAUAUCAAUUUAGUGCUUGUUGUUUUAUUGAGAAUCUUAGCACAAUUUAUAGGGAUGGCGAUGCUAUUGCUGUCAAGAAACAAAUUCUUCAUCAAACUUUGAAAGAAAAAAAUCUGGAUGCAUACAAUCUCUCUGAAAUAUCUAAAAUUUUAAUAAAUAGGCUAUAUAACAUGAAGGUCCUCAUAGUUCUUGACGAUGUUGAUCAAUUUGAGCAACUAGAUGAAUUGCACAUAGAUCCCAAAUUACUACAUCCUGGAAGUAGAAUAAUCAUAACCACCAGAGAUGUGCAUAUUCUUGAAUUGUAUGGAGCGAAUAUAAUUCAUGAGGUUGAAUUGAUGAAUGAUUAUGAUGCUCGGGAACUUCUAUGUAGAAAAGCCUUCAAAAAUGGUAAUUCAAGCAAUGAUUAUGCAGAACUUAUUUCUAAUGUACUAAGAUACGCUCAAGGUCUUCCAUUAGCAAUUAAAGUAAUGGGUUCUUUCUUGCAUAAUAAAAACACCACCCAAUGGAAAGAUACCUUGAAAGGAUUAGAGAAGAAUCCGAAUAGUGAAAUUAUGAAAGUUCUCCGGUCAAGUUUUGAGAAACUCGAGGGAAGAGAGAAAGAAAUAUUUUUGCAUAUUGCUUGUUUCUUUGAAGGGGAGAGGGAGGAUUAUGUUAAGCAAGUUCUAGAUGCUUUUGGAUUGCAAUAUGAUAUUGGAAUUUCACUAAUUGCUAAGAAAUCAUUCAUAACCAUUAGAAACCAGAAAAUUUAUAUGCAUAAAAUGUUGCAAGAGUUGGGGAAACAUAUUAUUCGGGAACAACAUCCUAAUGAGCCAAGAUUAUGGAGUAGAUUGUGGCUUCAUUGUGAUCUCGAUGAUGCAAUUAGAAAAUCGGAAGCAAUAAAUGCUAAAGCCAUAAUUCUAAAUCAAAGGGAGGAUGUUAGCAAAUUCAAGCAGUUGAGGGAUGAAGAUUUAGCAAAAAUGGAGAACUUGAAAGUGCUCAUAUUAAAUCAUUCAAAUUUUUCAGGAAGCUCCAAAUUUCUUCCCAAUUCCGUACGCUAUCUUUUGUGGAAUGGUUGCCCUAUGACGUAUUUGUCAUCAAAUUUUCAACCAUAUAACCUUGUAGAAUUGAAUAUGCCUAAUAGUAGCAUGGUACAACUAUGGAAAGACUUCCAGGAACUCCCCUUUUUGAAAAGGAUGGAUAUCAGCAACUCCAAAAAUCUAAAGGUCACUCCAAGGUUUGAAGGGAUGCAAUAUCUCGAGAGGCUAGAUCUUACAGGAUGCAUAAAUUUGUCGGAGGUGCAUCCAUCAAUUGGACUUCUGGAAAAACUUGAAUUCUUGAGUUUGCAGAACUGUACUAGUCUAGUUAACCUUGAUUUUGGAAAUGCAGCUAGAUUAUGGUCUUUAAAAGUUUUGCGUCUCUCUGAUUGCAAGAAACUUGAAAACACUCCGAAUUUCAGUGGAUUGAUUUUUCUACAAUAUCUUGAUAUGGGCCGAUGUGCAAGUAUAUCCACGAUUCAUGAAUCUAUCGGGACUCUUGAAAAACUCAGAUUCAUAAGUUUGAGAGACUGCACAGAUCUUGUUGAAAUACCUGCACAAUUAUUGAGAUCUCUUACAACUCUAGAUCUUUGUGGAUGCUCUAAAUUCAAUAAGCUGUCAUUGAGACAUAUUUCCACUUCUCAAUCUCUGCAAUCUUUGAUUUUUCUAGACUUAAGUUUUUGCAAUAUUGUUAAAGUACCUGAUGCUAUUGGAGAAUUUAGGUGUUUAGAAAGACUAAAUCUUCAGGGAAAUAACUUUACUGAACUACCCUCCACUUUCGGUAGACUUCACAAUCUAUCAUAUUUAAACCUGUCUCAUUGUCAUAAGCUUCAAAGUUUGUCUGAUCUCCUACCAGCAAGAUCUAGUUCAGUGGGAAGAUAUUUUAAAACAACACCUGGAACCCGUAAUCAUAGAUCAGGAUUAUAUAUUUUUGAUUCUCCCAAUUACAAUAAGCAUGUAUCCUUCUACGACUACGAAUAUUAUUUCGGUUGGUUAUUCACUCGCUGGGUAAAAAGACUAGUUAUGAAACCUCUUCACUUUCGAUGUGGCUUUGACAUUGUUCUUCCUUUGCAUGGAGAUACCACUGAUUGUGAUGUAAAUCUUGCCAUUCCAAGGUAUUUCCGUCACCGGUAUAAUGGGAGUUCAAUAGCAAGGAUGACUGUUCCUGUUCUGGAUGUCGACUGGCUCGGCUUUCUCUUUUAUGUCACAUUUGAUUUAAAUAAUCAUAAUCAGCAAUCGUCAUCUUCACAACUGCCACAUCCAUUUUAUCUUUCUUUUGAGAGUGAAUACAAAGAAGAACGAUUUGAUAUGGCACUUAAUUUGGAACUAAACAAGGUUGAUGGAGAACAUUACAUUUGGAUGAUCUAUAUAUCUCGGGAACAUUGUCAUUUUGUAAAAACAGGAGCACACAUCACAUUUAAAGCCCGCCAAGGUUUGAUUAUCAAGGAAUGGGGGUUGCGUCUCAUAACCGAGAAAGACACACAGGGCUCAAUGAUGGAAAUGAGUGUACCAGUACAUCUUCCUUUAGAGAAUGUGAAAGUAAAACAAAGAAGCGACAGCAGUAGCUUUGAGCCCAAAAUCCAACUUCCUUACAAUUGGUUUGUUUCUGACAAAGAUGAAGCCAAUGGAAAAGAAACCGAUCUCUUUAAUCUUGGCCUUUCAACCGAAAUACCACAGUGAAAAACACAAUAUAUUCUCCAGACCUGAGAUGUAUGGUGUCUGAUCUUUGCUUUGGCAUCUAUAACCACUAGCUCAAUCUAUAAGGACUCAAGUUUGCGGAAUAGUACUACACAGACAAAAACAAUCGGGUGCUGGGAGUUGGGAACAUGAUGAAGUGUUUUAAUAUAACAAUGUGUUUAGCUUUCCGAAUUUAAGUAUUAAUGUUGUGAGAGUGCUUCUAAUUAUUUGAAGUUUUGUCUGUU